AUCCUUCAGUCAAGCAACUUCUGGUUACUUUCCUCUGCUUAACCUGCCAUAGGACUAAACUUCCAAACACAAGCGUAUAUUAUUGAGUGAGAGAGAAAUAGUUGUUUUACGCAAGUAAAACCUAACGUUUACCUCGGUGUAUUUUUCCAAUCCAGCAAGGAUAACUAUAAAAUUAUAUACGGAAGAGAGACAAAUACGCGAUAAAGGAACUUGUUCACUUGAUGGUGAAACAUCGGACAACCGCGUUCCAACCUCCGAGUAGAGAAACUGAAUGACUGACUUUUUUGAGUAUCUUCUGCGUGCGCCACGGAGUCUGGUCUCAUCCGAGGGGCAAGAAUCUAUAGAAGGAGCUCCAGGCACAAAGCGUGAUAGACACAUUUAACAUUGAAGCAAGUCAACAACUCAGUGGACUCAUCACCUGUCCGCAUUUGACGACUUUUGGAUUAUAGUUUGCUCCCUCUCAGGACACUUCAUUUAGUCAGCCUACUUUCAUAAUCGUAUUUGUUGAACUGAUAAUACGUUUGAUUUCAGUUGUAAUCUACUUUAAAGUCUAAUAGUCCGCAUUGAUUUAGGCUAAAUGCGUUACCUGUUUGGGGCCUAUUUGUCUUCGGAUAUGUGGUCGAAAUUGUAAUGUUUGUGUGGGCAUUCCGUCAAGCGCAGAAUAGAGCAAAGCGUAGACCAGUGGACCGUAAGAACGCUUGGAGAGAUUGUGGUUUUCUAGUUUUGCUGUAGUUAGUGAGAAACGAGAGCAACUGAAUGUUUCUCAAGCAGCUACAUCCUGGGCAGAUGAUAUAGCUCAAAGUCAACCGUCUCUAUCGUUUUGAGAUAAAACAAGAUUCCAACUCAACAUUUCACUGCGCCGCGCGCAUUCAGCUCCAUCCCCCUGAAACCGCAGGACUUGAGCUGUGAAACGCCGAAAAGCGGGAAAAGACUGUUACUUUCCUAAAAACCCAAACCACCCUCCAGAAACCUAGUGAAGUGGCCUUGACACAAGCUGUUGUGAUGCAUAUUCCCGUAGACCCUACCACCACCAGACGGUUCACGCCGCCAUCCACGUCGUUCCCCUGCAGUAAGAUUGGAGACGGCAGCGGGACCAUGGGCACUCCUGGGCCGCUGAGAACACGACCUGAGACAAGGAAUGUAGUGGACGUCCUGGCAGACCACGCUGGAGAGUUGGUCCGGACUGACAGCCCAAACUUCCUCUGCUCCGUGCUUCCCUCACACUGGAGGUGCAACAAAACUCUGCCUGUGGCUUUCAAGGUUGUCGCACUUGGUGAUGUGCCCGACGGGACCCUUGUUACAGUGAUGGCGGGAAACGACGAGAACUACUCUGCGGAGCUGAGAAACGCGUCUGCGGUGAUGAAGAACCAGGUGGCCCGGUUCAACGACCUGCGUUUUGUUGGCAGGAGUGGACGAGGCAAAAGCUUCACCCUGACCAUUACAGUGUUCACCGGCCCACCUCAGGUAGCCACCUACCACCGUGCCAUCAAAGUCACCGUGGACGGACCAAGGGAACCACGCAGACACAGAGUGAAGAUGGAGGACCCCCAGAAGAUGCAGUUCUCUGACCGGCUCAGUGAGAUUGAGAGAUACCAGCGUGCGGGCCUGAGGAUGGGCCCAGGGAACACCAACCCCCGGCCCAUCCACCAGGGCCUAAGCUCCUCCACACAGUCCCAGAUAGCUCUGUGGUCGGAGCAGAUGGACACCCCUACUCUGAAGACCUGCAAGGUGGAGGACGACCUCCGACCCUGGUCAGGAACCCCAGAUCUGUUCCCCCAGAGGAGCUCCUUCCCCUCCCUGUCCCCGCUGACGGACCCCCGCUUCUCAGACCCCCGCAUGCACUACCCCGGGGCCUUCACCUACUCUGCCAACCCAUCCACCACUGGCAUCGGGGGUCUGAGCGUGACAGGCAUGUCGGCCUCCUCCCGCUACCACACCUACUUGCCCCCGCCGUACCCGGGGAACCAGAACCAGAGCAGCCACUUCCAGUCCAACACCUCGCCCUACCACCUGUACUACGGCACUGGCUCUGGUUCCUACCAGUUCAGUAUGGUGGCUCCGGGGGGAGCCGGGGGCGAGCGCUCCCCCACCCGCCUGCUCUCGUGCUCGGGGCCAGUGGCCACGGCCGGAGGCAACAGCCUGAUGAACCCGGGCCUCAGCAACCAGAGCGAGGGGGUGGAGGCGGACGGCAGCCACAGCAACUCCCCGACGACCAUGAGCGCAUCUGGACGCAUGGAUGAGUCUGUGUGGAGGCCCUACUGACUGUCUGGCAGCUAGACCACCAGGAAACGCAGGAGAGAGGGGGCAUACCAGGAAAGAAGGAGUUAACAAAAAGAUUAAUUAAAAUAGAAACAAAAAUGCUGCAUGUUUGUCUUUUUAUGUCCGGCAAAUCGCUUUAUUGCCUUCUACCAAAAGACGUUUACUGUCUGCCAUUUCUUUUGUAAGCCUUGGGUAUCUCCUGCACUGCCUGUGCCAGGAAAUACACUCUUCAAAAGACUCUGAAAGCCAUACAGAUAGACAAUAUCAUUCUUCUUCAGAAAUAACUCAAGAGACCCGAGUACAAACUGUAAAUCGAAGUUAUGGUACAAUUACAAAGCCAUAGUAAUAUAUCAGGAUAGUUUGAAAAGCAGGUACAAAACGUUUUACCAAAGACACUUGGAGUUUGAGGAAAAAAUAUGUAACAGAUUUGUGCAGCUGAUGAACAGAAAAUGCAGUUGAUAUUCCGGCUAAUCAGCCGACAAGACCAAAAUUAGCCUCAUCAUCAUCCUCAUGACAAAGUGACACAAACGUCUCUGGGUGUUACCUGGAGAGCAUCCAUUGACUCUAUUACCUGAACUGCCUGUGAUUGACCAGGGACAUCGGGGGUUGACAUUUGCUCCACAAGUUAGCGGAACCUUUCUUACAGUAGAUAUCACUCAUAUGCAACAGCAGUUGGCUCUUGAUGCUAAUGUUACAUUUUGGGUUUCGAUGAUGAAGAUGACUCAAUCGAUGACAAACUGUCAAGAGCAUUACUCCUCACAGUGUGUAAAGUUCUCACAGUACGAAAGCAUUGCCUUAAAUCAAAUGUAUGAUUUUGCUGAGUGAUACAACAACCCCAGGAGCAAUGCGCAUUUUUAAGUAACAACAUGGCGCUUUUGUGUGAGAACCUUGUAAAUCUGACUCAACCCAGAUGUAUAAAGAAAUUGUCUUCUCUCUCCGGUUGUCGUUGAUGUAUUUAGUAUCUAUGCAGUAGAAAAAUGGCGGACAUUUUGAAGAAUGUCAGAGACUAAAGUAGAGGUGUUUUAAAACAGGAACAUUUUCUCGUUGUUUUUGUUAUUGUUAUUUGGACUGUUUUCUUGGGUAUAUACUGCAGUUAUUCUGAACAUUUUUUCUGCAAAAUUGUUUUAGUAUAGUAUGUUUGAACUGGAUGACAUGGUUUACUUUUUGUAUUUAUUUGAGCCAAAUUUGAGGAAACGUUCACUUAUGCCCAAAACAUUUACAAUUUUUCUCUUUUCUUUUUUGAUAGCUAUUUUGUUUGUUUGUCUAAUAUAAAAUUGGAAUUUGUGUAAUAUAUUGCUUCUAAAUUAUGAAAAAAAACUAAACUUGUAAUGUUAUUAUUUUGUAUUCCAAUGUAGCUUUGAUGCACUAAAAACUUUUACAUUAUUCCUUAUGAACCACACCCAACAUCAAUUCCGCCAAUUAGAUCGAGGGUUUCCUCCUCUACCAUCACCUUAGAGCAACAUUCAAAGUCUAUUACUUUUUGCACUAUGUUUAGACAUUUCUCAUGGGCCAUUGUGUAUUUUCACAACAACAACAAAAAAACACACACAAUUUAUACAGACUUGCAUCAGCUACACACAUUCCUGUGCCACAGGUGUGGGUGUGCACGUUCCCACUGUCCUGAGGGUCUUUCCCAUGCUGUCACCCACAUGAUCCCUCCAUCCCUGGAGGAAGACAAGGGUAGGGAUGAAGAUAUUGAGAAGUGUGUGUGGGGGGGGGGGGGGGUCACCAAAGUAGGAUCAUCUUACCAACACCAAGGGCUAUCUUUGCCUUAACAACAAAAAACUAGCCAUUGUUGUGAACAGGACUCUUUGUUGGGAUAUCUUUGAAGCCUUUAUGGUCACGAUUUUUCUCCUUUCUGUUGUAAUUUACUGGUCAUUAGUGUCAGUGGCUCCGGGCCUGACCGAAGAUUGAUAUGUCUGACUAGCUGUCCACCAUCUUUGUGUGAGCCCUGCUGAGUCACUUGUGUCAUGGUUUCAGAUGUCUGGACUUGAGAGCUUUUAUUGAGGGAUUGGAUGGAGGAUGGGGCUUUUUAAGGAUAUAUAGAUCAUCAAUAGAAAUGACUGUUGAUGAUCUCAUAUAUGUUACACAAUUUAAGUUUUAAUCAUAAGGAUCCUUGCCAAUUAACCCCCCCCCCACCCCCCCAAUGUCAAACAAUUGACAUAUUCCAAAGAAUUGUCGCUCAGGAAAAAGGAGGUUGUGCUAAAGUAGACCCCUAUGCCUUAUUUUAUUUGUGAUAAUCAAACGUUAAUCAGAUUUAUGCUGAUCUCCUGUAGGGGGAUGCUUUUCAUUUUCCCAACUGAGUCUCUAUAUGUCCCUUUGGGGGAGAACAACGAUUUAUUAUGGGUAACAAUCAUGCAGCUAGAAAAAGCGCAUGUGUACCUUAAACACAUGUGGCUUUAUCACAACCAAAGAUUUUCACUUUGCCUGUAGUAUCACUUUUAGAUUCUGUUAUGUGACAAGAUAUGUUUUGUGGUAGCUUAAUUGUCAUGGGCUGUCAAACAAAACUUGUGCAACUUGUGAAAAAAUGGUUGUGUAUUUUUUAUUGUAUGUCAAAUGCAAAAGCACAAGGCUUUUUUACAUUUCUUUCUAAAAAAACCUCCUCUUCAUUUUGUUAUACCAUAAUGUCAAAUCAUUUUGCUCUUUCUUUCUUUUAUGCUCAAAGCAUGUAUGUCUACACCUGAUAUGUUAAUUUAAGAAUUUCAUCCACUUAAUAUUCUUCAAAACUCUCUAUUAAGUGCUUGUAAAGUGUGCGGAUAAUGUAGUUUUUAAUCAUUUUAAUUAAAAAAGACACUUCUCUCACA
Molecule: messenger RNA, 5063 nt
Organism: Osmerus eperlanus (European smelt)
Lineage: Eukaryota; Metazoa; Chordata; Actinopteri; Osmeriformes; Osmeridae
Gene: runx3
Product: RUNX family transcription factor 3
Exons: 6
Coding region: 1003-2262 (419 amino acids)
Biological process (GO): ossification; hemopoiesis; chondrocyte differentiation
Cellular component (GO): nucleus
Molecular function (GO): ATP binding; DNA-binding transcription factor activity, RNA polymerase II-specific; RNA polymerase II cis-regulatory region sequence-specific DNA binding
Source: RefSeq, a predicted model, not a curated record